UGUAGCGAAUUUGGGAAUAAUCUGAGAAUGAGAUGCCCAGGCCUGAUCUCAGACGGAGACAGUGGGAGGCAGCAGAGGGCACGGAUGGACGCACUGCGGGCCUGGACCCACAGAUUCGGUCCAACAGCCGGGACCAGUGAGUUUCGUGUCCACCGCCGCUCGGAGGCCGAGAGCGCCACAUUGCGCCUGCGCACAAAGCCUCAGGGCAAUGCGAGAAAGUGACCGGUUAACUAGACGCGGAUAGGACAGCUGCUCAACCAGUCUGCGCAGGCGCGUUCCGCCCACAGCCACUGCUCGGUGCGCAAGCGCCCAUCCUAGUCGCCUUCAGGUCCUGUAAACAGAGGGCUCCACUGGAGACAACUUCUGCUUCCGGGUCACGUCUUGACAGCGGCUCUCACGACCCAGAUCAACCCCGCGGUUUGGGAGCAGAUGUGAACUGUACCCAUGGCACACUGAAGCCGCUGCACUGCGCCUGCAUGGUGUCAGACGCUGAUUGUGUGGAGCUACUCCUGGAAAAAGGAGCUGAGGUGAACGCCCUGGAUGGUUACAACCGAACAGCCCUCCACUAUGCAGCUGAGAAGGAUGAGGCUUGUGUGGAGGUCCUCCUGGAGUAUGGUGCAAACCCCAAUGCACUGGACGGCAACCGAGACACGCCACUACACUGGGCGGCCUUCAAGAACAAUGCUGAAUGUGUGCGGGCCCUCCUCGAGAGUGGGGCCUCUGUCAAUGCCCUGGAUUACAACAACGAUACCCCGCUCAGCUGGGCUGCCAUGAAGGGAAAUCUGGAGAGCAUCAGCAUCCUUCUCGAUUAUGGCGCAGAGGUCAGAGUCAUAAACCUGAAAGGCCAGACACCCAUCUCCCGCCUGGUGGCCCUGCUAGUCAGGGGGCUUGGAACUGAGAAAGAGGACUCUUGCUUCGAGCUCCUCCAUAGAGCUGUUGGACACUUUGAAUUAAGGAAAAAUGGCACCAUGCCACGAGAAGUGGCCAGAGACCAGCAGCUAUGUGAAAAACUGACUGUUCUGUGCUCAGCCCCAGGAACUCUAAAAACACUCUCUCGCUAUGCUGUGCGCCGUAGCCUGGGACUCCAGUAUCUGCCCGAUGCAGUGAAAGGCCUUCCACUGCCAGCUUCUCUGAAGGAAUACCUGUUACUUGUAGAAUAGCCUGGAGGAGACGUUUGCACCAUCACGCAGGCAACUCUGGGUGAGGUAUUUUCCUCCUGCAGUACUGUCUCUCUGUCUUGGAAAACAGGAAAAGCCGUUGUUCCUGUUGUGUGGUUUUUAUUUUGAGGCAACAUGUCACAACAGUAAGCUCCACACCAUCUCCCCUCCCCCAACCAAGCUACCAACCAAACAAAAACCUCUCACUGUUUUCUGUGUACUGCUUACUUGGCUUCUUCUAUUGCACCCUGCAAAAAAGAGAUCUCUCUUAUCUUCCCCUUUUGGGAAAAUGUCAACAGCACAACUACAUUUCUCCAGGAAGAUGAAAAUCACUUAAAGAACGUGUGUUUGGUUUUCCUUUGGGGACAUAAUUAAUGUUUCAGAAGAACCCCUCUAGAAGCAUUUUAGUUGAUCUGUGAACAAGUUUAAGAAAAUUCCAGCUAACAUUAUGGCCCUCAAAUGAAAGUACUACAGCCUCAAAUAGUGUGCAGAUUGAGAAUUGGCCUGGGUGGUGUCCCUAGAAUGCCACAUUAUGGGGCAUUCAGAAGGGACUGGCCCCCUUUCUCACCAACAAAGGAAACAGUAGUCUUUGCCUCUUUUUCAUGGUUGUGCCCAAGGGUUACAAUGUCGAGCAAUGUUAUUUCAGAAAGAUUGUCUCCGGGCUUUCCACAUAGUAGAAGAGAUAGCAGGUCCUAAGCAGUCCUAAGAACUUUUCUUCUAAUGCAGUUCUUUCUCUUCCUGAAAGCCGGUUUGCUCUAAUGGCUUAGCAGGCAUUUCCCGCAUCAUAGACGAAGGUGUCUGCUCUAGUGGAGGAGGAGUUGGGCUGCCUUUUCCCACGAGUCUUCCUCAUUCCCUAUACGAAGCUCACUCUGCCAAGAGUUUGGAGUUAUUUUUCUUUCAGUUGUUUUGGAAACUUUGUUUUUUACUGAUCUGUAUAAGACAUUGGUCGGGGUGGGUGGGGGAAGAGCAUUACAAGAGCUUCUUUUGAGAUGGCCCACCUACCCAAAAGUAAUCUGUGUUAGUGACCAAUACUUAGUCAACAGUACUCUUCUUUUUUCUGUUCCUAAACUAGAUCAAGUUGUUAUUGAUCUUAGAUGAUCUGUAUGCAAAUUUGAAAAAACUUUUUUUAAAAACACUGAUUGGGAACUACAAAUAAAACUGAACAGAAUCGGCUGACACAGAUAAUUUUAAAAAGUAUGUCUGCUUUUGCCCUUUUGCUAUUGGUGUUUUUGCUCACUUCAAAAAAAGAAAUAAACAGUUCUAAAGCACGUCUGGCAAUUUCUACUGUUCCUACUUUUCUCCACGAUUUAAUCACCGAGCCCCCAUGUCCUCAUCUCUGAAAUGGGGCUGUUACCACCUACCUCAUAGGCUGU
Molecule: messenger RNA, 2530 nt
Organism: Rhinolophus ferrumequinum (greater horseshoe bat)
Lineage: Eukaryota; Metazoa; Chordata; Mammalia; Chiroptera; Rhinolophidae
Gene: ASB8
Product: ankyrin repeat and SOCS box containing 8
Exons: 3
Coding region: 477-1160 (227 amino acids)
Biological process (GO): intracellular signal transduction
Cellular component (GO): cytoplasm; nucleus
Molecular function (GO): protein binding
Source: RefSeq, a predicted model, not a curated record